UAUAGCAGGCUGUGCACAUCGACGCCCUUGCAGGCGCAGGAGUGUGAAGAAUCCAGCAGAAGGCAGGACUUUAUUGGAGCUAACCUGGUCAAGAUGGAGGAAUCUGAAAAAGGACCAGAACUAAAAUGGUUUUUCACCAUGAAUAACUCCAAUCAAGUUACAGUAAACCAAAUAUUUGAUGCUAAUCUGCCUUUUGAUAGAUCCCUACCGACCUGUUACAUGAAUGCAGAUUAUUUCUGCCAAGAAAUACCAUGUAGAGGUGGACAAGUGAACCAAGAGUGUCGGAGUCAGCCAGCUGCUGAUGCACUGCAUGUGGAGCUAAUGCAGCACAGGCAGCCAGGAGACAGAGAAGAUACUUCCGCCGCUGUGAAUCUCGAUCAUCACCCUCGUCUUGCAGAGACAUCGGAGAGAAACACAAGAGGAAAGAGUUCCUGUUGGGACGGUGGACCUGACCGGGCUGACUUGAGCAGUUCUCAUCUUCAAAGUGAUGAGGAGGAUCUUGAGCCUCCCUUGCCUCUGAUAUCUGUUGAUGAGGUGCCAAAAUACAGACCCCUUCUACCUCCUCACCAUUACCUGAAAAACUGCGACCCCCGUUGCGUUAUGGAUGCCAGGUAUUAUCACUCUGCAGGAGAUAUGCAGUACAACCCCGGUCCCCUCAACACGUACCCUCCUCAGGCACAUCGCCACUGUGCUUCCUGUCCGCCCAGGAGACACAGGGAUGACACACAUACCUGGCUCGGACGUCGUGGCAACUUUAUGAUUGACAGCAUGGCUCCGGGAAAUGUUUCAGUCAACGUGCCCCAGUAUUCCGCCCCCCCACUGGAGGGCGUGUCACAAGUCAACGUGAUGAAGCCGGAGGCGUCUUUCUCACAUCCCUACGAGAGAAGAAGACCCAUCAGUCUGCCCGAUGAGUGCCGAAACGUUUUUGUGACGUAUUCUUUGGACCUUUCAUCAGAGAUCGUCCCCUUUGGAAACUUCCUCACAAAACAGGGUUUUCGACCAGCAAUUUACAUUUUUGACGACCACAUCGGACAAGUGGAUAUCAACUGGUGGAUGGAUGGUUACUUGAAACAUCCAUCUGCCAUGAUUAUCAUCGCCAUCAGUCCAAAGUACAAGGCAGACAUCGAAGGAUCCGUAGUGGAUAGCCAUGGUUUACACACUAAAUAUAUUCACUCCAUGAUGCAGCAUGAAUUCAUCCACCAGGGCAGCUUGAAUUUUAGAUUCAUACCUCUUCUCUUCCCCAACGCCUCCCAGGAGCAUGUUCCAUGUUGGCUUCAGAACACGCGUGUUUACCGCUGGCCGCAGGACUCUGAGGAUUUGUUACUGCGGCUGCUCAACGAGGAGAGAUUCAUUCCUCCUCCUGUCCCCCUGGAGCUCACCCUCAGCAUCCGACCUUUGACCCCCAGUGCCACAGCCCAGUGUUGGGAAAGUUCACUUUCUACAUGAACUAGUUCAUGUGAAUAUUUGAACUAAGUUCACCGUUCCAACUAGUUCAGUUCUUUUUUCCCAUAUGUUGCUGCAAGCUAUUAUUUUUCAAAAUUAUUGCCAAAGCCCAGAACCACAGACAGCAAUUAUUGUAUCAGUUUUAACACUGAAGCUAUGAAUCAGAUUUAAUCUUCAUAUCCAAUUUUGAAUCCUUAUCCAACCAGGGUUUACAUUAGCAUUGAGGGGACAGCAUUUCCCUUUUGUUGCUUUAAUGUUGCUGUCCAUUCACUCCACACUAGCAGCAGCUGCAGCGUUCAUCCCUACAGUACAUUCUCAAACACAUGCUGCUUGAAUGGUCUUUUUUAAAUAAGGAAUAAAAACACGACAGUUAUCAUUAAGGUGCAAAUGUUUGCAAAGAAAGGUCAGAUUCCCCCCAUCCUCACCGACCUUGUCAGUAACUUCAUAAAACUCAUUUCAAUUAUUAUACGCCGCCUCUUUUCUACUCGCAGCUGUCGCCUCCAUGCAUUUCUUUUUUUUUGAUGACGCACAGUGCGACACUGGAGGCUGGUGUUGCUAGAUUGGGUGUUUUUUCCGCUACUUUUUAAGGCGCGUUUACGGUGUGUUUUCUAUAGAAAUCUGGCACCCUAUUGAACGAUGUUAACCUGAAAGACAGGCACCAGAAUGAACGAGUUCACAGUGACGUUCAUCGGGCGUUAAUACAGUACGUUAAGUUCAUGUUCGCCCAAAAUAUGAACGAGUUCAUGAACUAUCGUUCAAUGAACGCGUUCAGGCACAACACUGGCCACAGCUACACUGUAAAGACACACUUGCCCUGUUUUGAUGAGUUUUUUAUGUUGUGUAUUGUGCAACUUGCGUAUUAAACUUUUGCUAUGGACAAGGUUUUGAACUAGGAUACCGCAAGACCAUUUUCAAUGGAAACAAAAUCAAAUAAUUUCAAUCAAUAGUAAUUUUAAAUGGAAUGUUUUAUUUUAAAGUUUUGCAUUGUCUGUCAACAAAAUUGCACAAAAAUACAUAUUUAGUAAAGGAAU
Messenger RNA from Pungitius pungitius (ninespine stickleback), 2474 nucleotides. RefSeq names its product E3 ubiquitin ligase TRAF3IP2-like. Bases 94 to 1446 code for a protein of 450 amino acids. The record is from RefSeq and is a predicted model, not a curated record. The transcript is spliced from 10 exons. Lineage: Eukaryota; Metazoa; Chordata; Actinopteri; Perciformes; Gasterosteidae. Gene Ontology annotation, biological process: positive regulation of canonical NF-kappaB signal transduction; humoral immune response.